CGGCCUCAGCCCUCAGAGGAGUGCGGGAGGUCGGGUGAGGGCUUCAGUCGCCAGCGAGCGGAGUGUUGUCUGCUUCUCAGCUCCCUCAGUUUUGCGCUGUCCGCCGCCGCCAUGGCCCAAGCUGAUAUCGCACUGAUCGGAUUGGCUGUCAUGGGCCAGAACUUAAUUUUGAACAUGAAUGACCACGGCUUUGUGGUCUGUGCUUUUAACAGGACAGUCUCCAAAGUUGAUGAUUUCUUGGCCAAUGAGGCAAAGGGAACCAAAGUGGUCGGUGCUCACUCCUUGGAGGAGAUGGUCUCCAAGCUGAAGAAGCCGCGGAGGAUCAUCCUUCUUGUGAAGGCUGGUCAAGCUGUUGAUGAUUUCAUUGAAAAACUGGUUCCGUUGUUGGACACUGGUGAUAUUAUCAUUGAUGGGGGAAAUUCUGAAUACAGAGAUACCACAAGACGGUGUCAAGACCUCAAGGCCAAGGGAAUCUUGUUUGUGGGAAGUGGAGUUAGUGGUGGAGAGGAAGGGGCCCGGUAUGGCCCAUCACUCAUGCCAGGAGGGAACAAAGAAGCCUGGCCCCACAUCAAGACAAUCUUCCAAGACAUCGCUGCAAAAGUAGGAACUGGAGAACCCUGCUGUGACUGGGUGGGAGAGGAAGGAGCAGGUCACUUCGUGAAGAUGGUGCACAAUGGGAUUGAGUAUGGCGAUAUGCAGCUGAUCUGCGAGGCUUACCACCUGAUGAAGGAUGUCCUGGGCAUGGAGCAUGAUGAGAUGGCAAAGGCAUUUGAGGAGUGGAAUAAGACAGAGCUAGACUCGUUCCUGAUUGAAAUCACAGCCAAUAUUCUGAAGUUCCAAGAUACUGAUGGCAAACACCUGCUGCCGAAGAUCAGGGACAGUGCCGGGCAGAAGGGCACCGGGAAGUGGACAGCCAUCUCAGCCCUGGAGUACGGGGUCCCCGUCACCCUCAUCGGAGAAGCUGUCUUUGCACGAUGCUUAUCAUCCCUGAAGGAUGAGAGGACAAAAGCUAGCAAAAGGCUGAAGGGUCCCCAAAAGACGCAGUUUCAAGGUGAUAAGAAAUCAUUCCUGGAGGACAUUCGGAAGGCCCUCUAUGCUUCCAAGAUCAUCUCUUAUGCUCAAGGCUUUAUGCUGCUAAGACAGGCAGCCACCGAAUUUGGCUGGACCCUCAACUAUGGUGGCAUUGCCCUGAUGUGGCGGGGAGGCUGCAUCAUCAGAAGUGUAUUCCUAGGGAAGAUAAAAGAUGCGUUUGAUCGAAACCCAGAACUUCGGAAUCUACUGCUAGAUGACUUCUUUAAGUCUGCCAUUGAAAACUGCCAGGCCUCCUGGCGGCGGGCCAUCAGCACUGGCGUCCAGACAGGCAUCCCCAUGCCCUGCUUCACCACCGCUCUUUCCUUCUAUGACGGGUAUAGGCACGAGAUGCUGCCAGCCAACCUGAUCCAGGCCCAGCGAGAUUACUUUGGCGCUCACACCUAUGAGCUCUUAACCAGCCCGGGACAGUUUAUCCACACUAACUGGACAGGCCACGGGGGCAACGUGUCGUCCUCUUCCUAUAAUGCCUAAUCAGACUCUCCAUUACCCAACACUCCAUAGACCAGAACAUUCCACUUGCCACACGACACUGCUUACAUGGCCCUCUGCCCUGCCUUCUGCUCGAUCUUUUAAUAUAAAGUUUUGUAAGAGACUCCUGAAGAGGUGACGCAGUUCUGAGAGAACUCUUAGGUCCUCUGCCUUUGCCUCUUGGGACUGACCAGGAACUGACCCCGUGUGUGGCAAUGGGAACCCGGCUCCUGAGGCUCUUGUCUUCCACAGGGCCCCAGGGUUAGGGGGGCAGCAUAGGUCCCCGAUAGAGGCAGCAACUCUGAUCACAUCAGUGGGAAGUUUUUGUGGGAUCUGACCAAACUGGAACCUUUGUAUCAUGCAAUCCAAUUCCUUUUUUCCUCUACUUAAUAAAAGCUACAUUAUGUAUA
Choloepus didactylus (southern two-toed sloth) is the source of this 1970-nucleotide messenger RNA. RefSeq names its product phosphogluconate dehydrogenase (gene PGD). Lineage: Eukaryota; Metazoa; Chordata; Mammalia; Pilosa; Megalonychidae. The coding region runs from base 112 to 1563 and encodes 483 amino acids. The transcript has 13 exons. Gene Ontology annotation, molecular function: phosphogluconate dehydrogenase (decarboxylating) activity; NADP binding. Gene Ontology annotation, cellular component: cytosol. Gene Ontology annotation, biological process: pentose-phosphate shunt; pentose-phosphate shunt, oxidative branch. The record is from RefSeq and is a predicted model, not a curated record.